This is a messenger RNA of Acanthosepion pharaonis, 1185 nucleotides long. The record is from the annotation of a GenBank genome assembly. Lineage: Eukaryota; Metazoa; Mollusca; Cephalopoda; Sepiida; Sepiidae.
AUGAAUCUCUCGCAUUUUCCCAUCUCUUUCCUUUCUUUUUCUCUUUAUCUCUCGCUUCAGUUUACUUUUUAUAAUUCUUCAUACUUUAUUAGUAUUAAUGCUCUUCUUCUUCUUUGUUGUUCUAUUCUUCUUUCUUUUCUUUGUUUUUUUUUUCUUUACUGUCUUCGUCAUUUUCGUUUUUCUUUUUCUUCUUCUUCUCAUCUAUUUCGGCAAACUUUUUUGUUCCUGUUCUUCGUCGUCUUCUUCCUUGUUCUCCUUCUUGUUCUUUUAUUCUUACAUAUUUUUUCCUUGUCUUGUUAUUUUUAUUAUUCUUGUUCUUUUUCCUCCUCCUCCUCCUCUUCUAACCUGUUUAUUUUACCUUGUCUUAAUGUUGUUGCUGUUCUUGCUCUUCCUCCUCCUCCUCUUCUUCUUCUUUUUCUUCUUCUAACCUGUUUAUUUUACCUUGUCUUAGUGUUGUUGCUGUUGUUGCUCUUCUUAUUAUUGACGCCUGCAACUCUUUCUAUUCUUGUUCGGCUUCUUCGUCGGCUUCUUCUUUGUUCUUGUUCAUCUUCUUUUAUUUUUAUAUCUUUUUCCCUGGUCUUACUUGUUGUUGUUGUUGUUGUUCUUCUUCUUCUUCUUCUUCUUCUAAUCAAUUAUUUCAUUUAUACUCUUCUUACUGGUUGUUUGUUUUUACUCUUAUUCAUCGUCGUCUUCUUCCUUGUUCUUGUUCGUUUUUUUGUUCUUUUUCUUGUUCUUGUUCGUUUUUUGUUCUUUUUCUUGUUCGUGUUCUUGCCCUUUUUAAUACUAUUUUUAUUUUCAUAUCUUCAUUCUGAUUUUGUUGCUGUUGUUUGUUGUUGUUGUUGUUGUUGUUGUUCUUCUUCUUCUUCUUCUUCUUCUUCUUCUUCUUCUUCUUCUUCUUCUCUUCCUCCUCUUCCUCUUUCAAAUAGUCACAUCGAUCGGAGAGUAACAAAUGUAUUUCUAUCUAUCUAUCUAUCUAUCUAUCUAUCUAUCUAUCUAUCUAAGUCUGUUCCUUAUCUAUCUAUCUAUCUAUUGACGUGUCAAAUAGAACUUGUAGUUCUCUCUCUCUCUCUCUCUCUCUCUUUCUCCUCUCUCAGUAAUACUCUCUCUCUCUCUCUCUCUCUCUCUCUCUCUCUCUCUCUCUCUCUCGCUCUCUCUCUCUCUCUCUCUUUCCUCCUCUUCUCUUAG